Molecule: messenger RNA, 823 nt
Organism: Setaria italica (foxtail millet)
Lineage: Eukaryota; Viridiplantae; Streptophyta; Magnoliopsida; Poales; Poaceae
Exons: 2
Coding region: 138-650 (170 amino acids)
Source: RefSeq, a predicted model, not a curated record
UCAAUUUUGAGCUAAGAUGUGAGAAUUUUAUUCAAAACACCGCGUUCAGUCAAAGCCAUCUUUACACUCGAUAGGUUGACGGCACUUCUGGUAGAAUCUAGUGAGCUCAGGAGAUCAGGAGCAGGGGCGAUUGGUUGAUGGCGCCCGCGGAAGGCGAAUCGCUGGCGGCGCCGCUGCUCGAGCGGAGCGCCAGGCGGCUGGACCCGUUCGUGGAGGUGCGGCUGUAUCGGCGGGGCGCCGGCCCGGUGGCGAUCUUCCGGUCGGACCUGGCGGGCCCUCGCCGCGACCGCCUCGACGUGCGCUGCAUCCAGGCCAGGCACGGCCUCCGGGCGCUCUACGCCUUCAAGCCCGAGGGAUCCCGCCGCGGCCUCCGGAUCAGGUGCGACCCGGCCGCCGGCUACUCCGCGCUGCCCUUCCGCGACGGCGCCGCCAUCGCCCUCGACGGCGAGCCCAAGGAGUCGUGGACGAAGCCGGUGUCGGUGAUCGUCGCCGGCCUGCUGGUGCCCGCGGUGAUGGCGGCGGUAGCGGUCAACGGGGUGCCGGAGCUUCUGCGGUCGUCGAGGUUGAUCAACGGGAUCUUCCCGCCGUGGAUCCUCGUCAGCGCGGUCAUCAUCUUCGCGCGCGCCAGGACGCGGCCAAGGGCUCCGUGAGCCAGGCAGCCGGAGCUUACAUGUAUCGCUCUUGAACGCAUCAGUUUCUUUCCCUUAUGGGCCACAUACAAUCCUUGCCUAAUGUAAGAAUUAAUUGUGAUGUAAUGUCGAGAAAAUGGACUAUAUCCGCACCAGAUUUUGCUUGAUGAAAUGUUAUCUGAAUUUUGGAGUUU